This is a messenger RNA of Capsicum annuum, 1557 nucleotides long. RefSeq lists its product as uncharacterized. The coding region runs from base 224 to 1255 and encodes 343 amino acids. NCBI's taxonomy places the organism in Eukaryota, Viridiplantae, Streptophyta, Magnoliopsida, Solanales, Solanaceae. The transcript has a single exon. The record is from RefSeq and is a predicted model, not a curated record.
UAAACAACACAAAUAAACCAAAAAUCUCAUUCACCUUUUUCAAAUUGCCAGCUAACAUCUGUUACAGAACCCUUAAAACCCUCUCUUUCUUCUUCAAGAUCCACCUAUAUAAACCCCCAUUUUUCUCCUUCAAUACUCAACCAAAUCCAAAUCCAAAUCCAAAAACUGGGUUUUUCUCUUAAUCCCUUUUACUAAAUUGGGUCUUUUUCAAAAUCUCGAAACCAUGAAAGCUUCGAUCAAAUUUCGCGAUGAAAAGAAACCAUUAAUCAGAGCCAAAAUUCCCUUAACUGUACUGAACAUCCCUUUCCAAUCAGGAGUUGUUACUGGUGAAUCUAACGAGCUAUCGUUGACUCUUGGCACUGUAUUUGAUUCGGGUCCUUCAUUGAAAUUCGGUUAUCGACCUAAUGAUUCGAAAAAUCCGUUUAGUUUUGUGUUUAAAACUGGGAUUGGGCAUUUUGGUUCUCCGAUUUUGAGUCCUUUGACAAUGAGUGCGGAGUUUAAUUUGAUUGGAAAGAGUCAGAACCCGAGUUUCUUUAUCCAUUUUAAACCGAGUUUUGGUGAUUUUUGUUUGAAGAAAUCGCAUUCUUCAUCGUCUCUUACGAAGAGUUUGGGAUCGAUGUCCAAUGGUGUUGAUGAUUUUGAGACGCCCGUGAUGAAAACUGAUUAUUAUGAAGAGAAAUCGGGGUUUCUUAGCAGGAAAAUUGAUUGUCUUCCGGCUGAUUUUGCUGUUGCUGGAGCUUUGGAGAACUUGUUUUCUGGUACUGUGGUUAGUGCACGGACUUCGUUACCUUUGAGGAACCGUGCUGUGGUGAAUUUCCGAUGGGGUCUUAAGUUUCCGAAAGUUGCUGAGGAUUCGGAUACUGUUAUACUGGGUAGAACUAACUUCGCGGGCAUUUCUUUCAGACAAUGCCCAUUGCUGGUGAUGAAUAAGAUUGGGAUUAAGCACGUAUCGAGAGAUGAGUCGAAGAAAGGGAAGAAGAAUUUGCUCGAAAAUGCAGAGUUGACACAAGCUUGUUUGGAUGUGAAGCAGCAGUUGGAGACAAUACAAGCCGAAAAUGGACUGUUAAGAAAUGCUUUGAAUGAUUUAAGGUCUGAAUUAGCUUCAAGAAAGUUUAGUUUUCCGAGUACGAAUGAAAUAGAGAACAGUAAGGCUAAAUACUCCGGUGAUCGGAGGGGUGAUUUUGAUAAGAAGUCGUCGAAUGGGAGGCCAAUAGAAGGGGAAGUCAAUGGCAAUGAGGACUUAAAGAAGGCUUGAAUUAGUCGACAUUGCUUCAUGUUUAAAGGUUUUCGAUUACUUCAGAAUUGUUCUUGUUUUGAUGCUAUUAUGUUCUUGUUUAAAUUUCUGUUAGGGUAAUGUUUGGAUCUUGUUUAAAGAGUUUUUGAGGGUUUAAGGUGAAGUAAGAAGUACUAGCAAUAGAAAACAGCUUGUUUUGAUAAGAUCUUUAUAGAAUAAUAUGGAGGGAAAGUUAUGGUUUAAAAUGUACUCAUUCCUAUGUUUAUGUUUAUAAGUUUAACUGCUGGUUUUGGUAAUAUACUGGAUGAUUAUAAUUCCAUUUA